This is a messenger RNA of Cydia fagiglandana, 4494 nucleotides long. RefSeq names its product glycerol kinase 3 (gene Gk2). The transcript has 14 exons. The record is from RefSeq and is a predicted model, not a curated record. Gene Ontology annotation, molecular function: glycerol kinase activity. Lineage: Eukaryota; Metazoa; Arthropoda; Insecta; Lepidoptera; Tortricidae. Gene Ontology annotation, biological process: triglyceride metabolic process; glycerol-3-phosphate biosynthetic process; phosphorylation. Gene Ontology annotation, cellular component: mitochondrion. The coding region runs from base 94 to 1839 and encodes 581 amino acids.
UUCUCACGCUAUAUUAGUCAGUAAUCAUGCGACCAGACAAUCCGUCGCUUCUAUUAAAUCAAUUUAAUCGUUUCAAGUGAUUUCUGAUCCGCAAUGAGUGUGCGAGUGAAAGGGGCGAUGGAUAGGUCGUUUAAGAGAAUUUUGAGGAGACAGAAGACCGUUCAAGGUGACAUGCCGGUGAAGGACGGCAGCCGGCGGUCGCUAGUCUGCGUCAUCGACGACGGCACCAAGACCGUCCGAGUUGUGAUAUACGAAGCAGAGCGCUCAGAAGAGCUUGCCGCGUACCAACUAGACAAAACCGAGAUCCAGCCGCAAGAAGGAUGGUCCGAACAGGAUCCCAUGGAGAUCAUGCACCACAUCAAAAUAUGUGCCGAGAAAGCUGUCGAACAACUAGCUGUUAAAGGCUACUCAAAAGAUAACAUCGUGGCACUGGGCAUCACCAAUCAGAGGGAGACGACGAUAGCGUGGGACAGAUUCACGGGAGAGCCUUUACAUCCUGCUAUAGCAUGGAACGACAUCCGCACUGACGUCACGGUAGACGCGAUCCUCGCCAAAGUCCCGGAUCAGAACAAGAACUACCUUAAAAGUAUAUCUGGUCUCCCGAUAAGCCCGUACUUCAGCGCGUUGAAGAUGAGAUGGCUGAAGGAUAACGCCAAGACUGUGCGGCGCGCCGGCCGGGACAAGCGGCUCAUGUUCGGGACCGUCGACUCCUGGAUUAUAUGGAACUUAACUGGCGGUCCGCGAGGAGGUCUGCAUAUUACUGAUGUUACCAACGCUUCGCGAACACUUCUGAUGAACCUGGAAACUUUGAAUUGGGACCCUAUGUUGUGUAGGUUAUUCGGAAUCCACCGAGACUCAUUGGCCCAAAUACGAAGCAGUUCCGAAGUGUACGGCGUAGUCAAAGACGGAUCAAUCUUAGACGGAAUUAGGAUAUCGGGGAUAUUAGGCAACCAGCAAUCAGCCCUAGUCGGUCAGAACUGCCUGUCAGCGGGCCAGGCCAAGAACACCUACCGAAGCGGCUGUUUCCUCCUCUACAAUACUGGCUCCCGACGAGUGCAGUCCACCCACGGCCUCCUCACAACAGUAGCGUACAAGCUGGGACCACAAGCACCGCCUGUAUAUGCAUUAGAAGGCUCAAUAGCUGUAGCGGGAGGCGCCGUGAAAUUCCUCCGUGACAACCUCAAACUAAUUAAAGACGUGGCGAAGGACACAGAGCAUAUCGCCGGCCAGGUGUUCUCUACAGGGGACGUUUACUUCGUGCCGGCGUUCAGCGGGCUGUACGCGCCGUACUGGAGGAAGGACGCGAGGGGAAUUAUUUGCGGUCUGACGGCAUUCACCACAAAACAGCACAUCAUACGGGCAACGCUGGAGGCUGUAUGUUUCCAAACUAGGGACAUCUUGGAAGCCAUGAACAAAGAUUGCGGCAUGCCGCUGUCAAAACUACACGUGGACGGAAACAUGACUCGUAACGAUUUGCUCAUGCAACUCCAGGCCGAUCUCAUCGGAAUACCAGUGUUGCGUGCGCAAUCUUGGGACAUGUCAGCCUUAGGCGCAGCCGUAGCGGCCGGGCACGCAGUCGGCGUGUGGUCCAUUGAAACGUGGAGGGCUACCGCUACCCCUAUCGACACCUUCCUACCCACUACCACCGAUGAUGAUCGCGACGCGCGCUACACAAAAUGGAAGAUGGCCGUCCAACGCUCUCUCGGCUGGGCCGCCAUCAAAAAGUCCAUCACCAUGACAGACGAACGUUACAAACUGCUCUCCUCGAUCCCAGCGACGCUGUUCCUCAUUGGCAGCUUCACCAUGCUAGUCGUAUCCAAUGCGCUCAAAAAUAGGUGAUAAGUUAAUUUAGAUCCUAUUUAAUUGGAAUAAGUGUCAUAUCUGUACGGAAAUUCAAAUUUGUACAGCUUUUUAGUGAUUUUAUUACGUUUUAUUCUAUUAUGUUCCAUUUAUUGAAAUGACCUGCACUUACUGUAUAGUUCGAUCAUAAAAGCUGCCGCGAGAUUUGUUUGAAGUCUCACAAGUAAAGUUAAGGCGAUAUCCAGAACUAUUACAGAAUAUGUCGUGUGGGCGUAUAGUUUAGCAAUAAAUAGGUAUGUAAUUCCAUUCAUUCACCAUUCGUUCCAUUCGCCUCAACUUUAACUGCGAUACCUCACUAUUCUGUCAAUAUUAUCAUAAAAAUUCAGCGGCAGACCUGUAGACAAACCGCGCAUUGUUAGUGAAUGAAACACCUAUAUUUUACUAUGACUAAGCUUUUUGGUGCUUGACAUCCAUAUAUCAAGCGGUAAAACUUACAGAAUUUUGACGUAUUAUUAUACUCUGGCAAACCCACAUUGUCAGUAGUAAAAGGCGCGAAAUACAAAUUUCCUAUGGAAGGACAACCUUUCGCACCUACAUUUUUUUUACAUUUGGCGCCUUUUUCUACUGAUGGAAAUGGCUUGCCAAAAUAUAGCAAAAUUUCACUGAAUAUGGGUAAGCCUAUUACCAGUGUAUCUUUGCAAUAAGUUUUACAAUUUUCUGUUAACAAUGGUACAUAUUAGACAUCGGAUCGCUUGUGUAUUUUAAGCCCAUGAUUUGCGUGUCUCUUUCUUUAAACCGACUGUAAUCUACAUAGAUAUCGAUUGAAAUUUAUAGUACAUACAAAAUACACUCGUGGUCUGAUGUCUAAAACGACACAUAAUUAAUAUUGGUAAUGAUGUCAAACAUACAUACAACGUACCUACUACUGUGGGCAUAUUAAUCAGAAAACCUGGCAGCUUUCAAACUAAGUUACUUAAAUGCAUUUUUAUAGACUGAUAGGGUAAACAACCUAAUCAUUCUCCGAUCAAUGCAAAGCCUACAUUUAGUUACACUAUUAUCUGGGUGGAUCAACUUUUUUGUUGUUAUUCAGUCCCGUCAACCAGGCGACAACUUAACAGAAGAAAAGUUAUAGGUACUACAAUGCAUUAACGUGCUAAGUAGAUGAUUUAUUAUAGCAAUGGCUUAUAACUGCCAUAAAAUAUUUGUUUGGUUAUUUUAAAUAUGUACAAUAAAAGCAGUUUUUUAAAGUGACCCAGGAGACCGUAACCAUGACAACGAGUUCGUUCAAAGUUGAUUCACCCAUCAAUAUUGUCUCGAAGCAAAAUGUAAUGGCCAAAAGUAGGACUGCUUACCCUAUGUUUUUCUUAUUAAUUCAAUAAUCGAUCGUCAAUGUUUAUGAACUAGACAUUAAUUGAAACAAUUAUUUUCUCAUUCCUACUUGCGUUGGCAUUUAUGGCAUUAUAGAACAAUUUGAAGCAUUUGUAAUUUUUUUAUUUUAUUUAUUUUAGUGUAAGCAUAAAAUUUAUACAAUUAUAAAAUGUAUAAAUAAGUGUUAAUGUUGUAGAUAAGAUGGGAUAGGAUAAAAAUUUACAAAUAUAGCUUUAUGCAGCUCAAAAUAAAUCAUGUCCACACAAAUGUGCUCGAUUUUAUGCUAGUCACGAUGAUGGCUUGAAGCUAACCAAUUAUUUAGUAAUACUGUUCAGAAUUGCCGUAGGUACCUAUUGUAGUAAGUUUUCCUUAUUUCAUGUUUAUGCCUAGUACCUACCUAUAACUACAUACAACAUCUUAUUGGUUUUAUAAAUGAAUAUUUAUUGACUUCUUAGCCUACCGAUGUGUGUAAAUAUAAUAAUCAUGUUUACUGUCAGUUUCAUCAGUAACAACAAGAUAAUGUGAAUUAGUCAACAUUUUUACAGUGUCUCUAUGUGAUGCCUAAGUAAAUAUUCUAAAUAAAUACCGUUCCGUUGGUACAUAUUUGUAAAUAAUUAUGUAGGUACUAUACUCUUUCAAUCUCACUCAGUUGAUACUAAGAAUUUGCGGUUCAGUUAAAUUUGGUUGUACAUUUAUGCUAAGAGCUGUCCAAUGUAAAGUGAACCGUAAACUGCUCAAGAAUCUAUUUCCUCGACCGUACAUUGUAAUGCACACGAGGUUAACGAGUACUCACCGAUCUUCUUUAUCCUUCUUUUCGAGCUAUUCUUGUAAGAAUUCAUUCACUCGUAAAUAACUGUUGUUUGUCUCGUGUGUUUAUAUUUUUCUUACUAUAGAUUACAGAACAGGUUACCUACUAUUUAUAACAACAGAAUUUACGGUACCAGCCAAAAAUGGAACUGAGAUUUCCUGAUAUAUUCGACCGGUGUUGAUGUUGAAUUGAGAUCAUGAUGCGGGUACAAAACAUAGUAGCUACCUAUAAAUUAUAGACCUCCAACACAACGAUUUUGAUAAAACAUCUAAGUACCGCCGCUAGUAAACCUGCUUUCAAAUAAAAUCGGUUUACCCGUUUAAGACCUAAGGUGCCAAAGACAGACAAAGACACAUAGCGGUCAAACACAGGGGCAGGUCAGAGGCUACUAAGAAACAUUCAGAGCUACCCCUAGCAUUUAUUAGUAAUAGAAUUUAGGGGGUUUGGGGACAUAAACGUAAAGCUAUUAAUUUACGAAUUUUCCUUGUAGAUCUAGAAUAGACUUAUGUCUAUUCUAG